Messenger RNA from Rubroshorea leprosula, 1798 nucleotides. Lineage: Eukaryota; Viridiplantae; Streptophyta; Magnoliopsida; Malvales; Dipterocarpaceae. The record is from the annotation of a GenBank genome assembly.
ACGCAGAAGAAAAACCCAUCACCGGGAAAUGAAGGUUUUAGGGUUCCGGCACAGACCGCCUCAGAAAUCCCCAAAUAAUGGUUGAAAGAAAGAUACUCACUCCCUUCUUCUUCUUCACUUCCAGCGGCUUUCAGACAUGCUGCUUCAAAUUCCAAAUCUUUCCUCGACAAUCCAACUGGAAAUGAAGAUUUAGGCUUCCACCGGAGACAACUACAGAACUCCUCCAGAAAAAUGGCCAAAAGAAAGAUACUUACCUCUUCUUCUUCUUCGCUUCCGGUUGGUUUCGGAGGUGCUGCUUCAAAUUCCAAAUCUUUCCUCGACAAUCCAGCUGUCCCUAAUACCGUUCAAAACCAAGCUUCACUCCAGAAGUUUCUGAAGACGAAAUGCAAGUCAGGUAUCGUUACUCUCGACGAAGCGUGUCGCUUUUUUGAUUACAUGAUACGCAUUAAACCAACUCCUCCAGUCUCGGCAUUCAAUGCGUUGCUAGCUGCUCUUGCUAAGGUUAGGCAUUAUAAUCAUGUGAUUUCGUUCUACAAAAGAUUUGAUUCAAUUGGGGUUUCUCCUAAUUUCAGAACUUUGAACAUCUUGAUUAAUUGCUGUUGUAAUACGGCUGAAGUUUGUGAUGGUUAUGCGGCUUUAGGAAGGAUUUUGAGGGACGGUUAUAGACCGGAUACAGUGACUUUCAACACUUUGGUUAGGGGGUUGUGUAGAAGUGAGAAGAUUAGUGAAGCUAUAAGGUUGUUCAGGAAAAUGGUGUUGUUUGGUUGUCAGCCUGAUGUAAUUAGUUAUGGGACUUUGAUUGUUAGACUUUGUAAGGAUGGUAUGCUAGAAAAGGCAAAAGAACUUUUCUUGGAGAUGAAGGAGAGGGGUUUAUCUCCUGAUUUAGUUGUUUAUAGCUCUUUACUUCAUGCUUUUUGUGGCAGGGGUUAUUUAGAGGAGGCUAAAGGGUUAUUGAGUGAGAUUGUGGAUGGACGAAUGAAGCUGAAUGUGGAGCCAUUCAAUGUCUUGAUAGGGGCUUUUUGCCAAGAAGGGAGGAUUGAAGAAGCUAUGAGAUUGUUAGAUUGGAUGAUUCAGAGUGGUCUGCAUCCUAACUCAAUUACUUAUAACACAUUGAUUAUUGCACUUUGCAAAGAAAGAAGGUUAGAUGAAGCAAGAGGAGUAGUAGACUUGAUGAUUCAGAGAGGUCAGUACCCUAAUACUUUUACGUUUAAUAUUUUGAUAAAUGCAGUUUGCGAAGGAAGGAGAUUAGAAGAAGCAAAGGGAUUGUUUGACUUAAUGAUUCAGAGAGGCCAGCCGCCUAAUACAGUUACUUAUCACUCCUUUAUUGAUGCCCUUUGCAAGGAAAGAGGGAUGGAAGAGGAAGCAAGUGAUGCAGUUAAGGAAGAACACAAGAAAGAAUAAUUUACAUUAGUUUGGAUUGUUAAGCAAUUUUGAAGAAUUAAUUUGCAAUUUGUUUAUCACAUUUUUCUAUUUCUAUAAGGCCUUCUAUUGUAAGUUAAUCAGUCUUUUAUUACAGUUCUUAGGCCUAUAGUUAAUUAGAAUUGGGUUUAUUCCUAAAUUUUAAGGAUUUUAGGAAUCCUAAUUGAAUUAGGAUUAGAAUUUACUACUUGUAAAUCUUUAGCCAUUAAUAAUGGUUGAGUUUUUUGAAAUUAUGGAUUUAUUUGGAGAAUUUUGGGUUCUAUUGCAUUCCAUUCUUAAUCUCAUUCCUCAUCUCUCCUUUCUUACUGAUACAGCAACUCAAAUUACUGUCCGUUGCUUGCUAGUUUCUAUUUUACCCAAUUAAACCUCAGAAAGCAAC